UGAAAUAACAAUAGUUAAAUCAGUUAACCUUGUGGCCUAAUAAUCUGAGUGUCUGUUUAUGACCACGCCUGCCGCAAAAGAUUUUUCCGAAAUUUAACUAUGGUCAACUAAUCGGACCUUACAGCAUCGCUUAUGUAUGGGGAAAAGAGUGUAACGUUACAGUUUUUUCCUCAAGCUUAUUCGAUGUGAGGUCAUCUGCCUUCUAUUAUUGAUCGCUAUUUAAGUAGGUGUACAUACCUUAAUAAGUUAUUGUGCUAUCAGUGAAUUUUUUUUUUCUUUUAGAAGAAUAAAUAACAUGACCAAGGCAUAUGAUAGAUAUGUUUUAGUUACUGGAGGAGCGGGGUUUAUAGGCUCUAACUUUUUGAACUACUUUGUUGCAGCAUAUCCAAACUACUAUUUCAUUUGCAUUGAUAAGCUAAACUAUUCAAGUAAUUCCUCAACUAAGAAUAUAAGAAGUAUAAUAUCAAAGACAAAUUUCAAAUUUAUAAAGCUUGAUUUGGCGGAAUCUUUUGAUGAGUUAUAUCAACUUAUUGUUACAAACAAUGAGCAAUAUCCAAUAACUGAUAUCGUGAACUUUGCUGCUGAGUCCAGUGUUGAUAAAUCAUUUGAAUCUCCAUUAUAUUUCACUAGAAAUAAUAUUUUAAGUACUCAAAAUUUGCUAGAGUGUUAUAGACUUUUAAAAGAAUCAAAUUCUAAUAUUAAGAUAAAUUUCUUGCAUAUUUCUACUGACGAAGUGUAUGGUGAUUCGAAUAUUGAUGCUGUUGAAUAUGGCACUUUAAGACCAACCAAUCCUUAUUCCGCGUCAAAAGCUGCCAUAGAUCUUAUAAUAAGUUCCUAUCAGUAUUCAUACAAGUUACCUAUUUGCAUUAUUAGACCCAACAAUAUAUACGGACCUUAUCAGUAUCCAGACAAAUUAGUUUCCUUAACUUUAAAUUGUCUCAAGAAUAACAAGAACAUACCACUUCAUGGAAAUGGUUCAAAUAAAAGAUGUUAUUUACAUGUGAGAGAUUUUUUGGAAGGGUUAGAAUUAAUAUGGACUAAAGGUGAUAUGGAUGGAACUUACAAUAUUGGAAGUGAGUUUGAAAUCGAUAAUUAUUCUGCAGUGAAAUUGAUAUGUGAGGCAUUUAUUGGAAGCAAUAAAGGGUUAGGUGAAAGAAUUUCUUUUGUUCCAGAUAGAAAUUAUAAUGAUUUACGUUAUUCUAUCAAUUGUGAUAAAAUGAAACUGUUGGGCUGGGAACCAAAGAUAGAAUUCAGAGCGGGAAUAGAAAAUUUGAUAGAAAAUUUUUAUGAAUCUUUAUAGUAUUAGUCUAUCUAGA
Molecule: messenger RNA, 1316 nt
Organism: Scheffersomyces amazonensis
Lineage: Eukaryota; Fungi; Ascomycota; Pichiomycetes; Serinales; Debaryomycetaceae
Gene: GAL102
Product: Gal102p
Exons: 1
Coding region: 296-1300 (334 amino acids)
Molecular function (GO): dTDP-glucose 4,6-dehydratase activity
Source: RefSeq, a predicted model, not a curated record